Messenger RNA from Ilex paraguariensis (yerba mate), 1079 nucleotides. NCBI's taxonomy places the organism in Eukaryota, Viridiplantae, Streptophyta, Magnoliopsida, Aquifoliales, Aquifoliaceae. The record is from the annotation of a GenBank genome assembly.
AUGCUCGAGUGUAUUCAGUGGAGAUGUAGUUCCCGUCGUUGCGAAUGCAUAAGGUUGGACACACCUCAGUGCUGGGUUGUCUCGUUAGCAGCUCGGCCCGAAAAGAAUGAAGCUUUGAAGUGGGUCACGGAGCAGCCUGCAUGGAAACGAUCUGAAGGAAGAGACCACAUACUUCCGAUUCAUCAUCCUUGGUCUUUCAAGUCCGUCCGCAGAUUUAUGAAGAAUGCAAUUUGGCUGCUACCAGAUAUGGACUCAACAGGAAACUGGUACAAGCCUGGACAAGGUUGGCUUGAGAAAGACCUGAUACUUCCUUAUGUCCCCAAUGUCGAUCUGUGUGAUGCAAAAUGCUUAUUAGAAAUUGAAUCUAAGAGAAGCACACUGCUAUUUUUCCGUGGAAGACUGAAGAGAAAUGCUGGAGGAAAGAUACGGGCUAAACUUGUGUCAGAACUUAAUGGUGCUGAUGGUGUAGUUAUAGAGGAGGGGAGUGCUGGAGAGGCAGGAAAAGCAGCAGCUCAGAGUGGCAUGCGCAAAUCUAUUUAUUGCCUAUGUCCAGCUGGUGACACUCCAUCAUCUGCUAGAUUGUUUGAUGCUAUUUUCAGUGGGUGUAUUCCUGUUAUUAUUAGUGAUGAACUAGAGCUUCCCUUUGAAGGAAUACUUGAUUAUCGGAAGAUAGCUUUGUUUGUUUCUUCGAGCGAUGCCGUGCAGCCGGGAUCACUUUUAAAGUUCCUCAGAAGUGUUAGUCCUGCUCAAAUCAGGGCAAUGCAAAUGAACUUAGCUAAGUUCUCAAGGCAUUUCCUCUAUUCCAAUCCAGCUCAACCUAUGGGUCCAGAAGACUUGAUUUGGAGAAUGUUAGCGGGUAAGUUGGUGAACAUCAAGCUUCAUACCCGGAGGUCGCAACGUGUAGUAAAAGAAUCUAGAAGCCUGUGCACUUGUGACUGCAAGCGUUCCAACUUCACAAUCCCAGCUCUGUUGUCUUGAUUGUUGAUUGUGAGUUGUUUUUCUGUUUUUGCUCGGUAUUGUGUUUGUGUUUGGGAUGAAGGGAGCAUAUCUGCAAUCACAUGAGAUAAGGUUAGAACAGG